Messenger RNA from Arabidopsis lyrata subsp. lyrata, 691 nucleotides. RefSeq names its product cyclin-B1-2. The coding region runs from base 78 to 503 and encodes 141 amino acids. Gene Ontology annotation, biological process: proteasome assembly. The record is from RefSeq and is a predicted model, not a curated record. Lineage: Eukaryota; Viridiplantae; Streptophyta; Magnoliopsida; Brassicales; Brassicaceae. The transcript has 4 exons. Gene Ontology annotation, cellular component: nucleus; cytoplasm.
CUUGUCCCGAAAGUCGCAGAGGAAGCUACAAGAACAAGCGAAAACACACAAGGACAAAGAGAAGAAGAAGUAGAACAAUGGAGUCUCAGAAGAAAAUAGCGCAUGAGAUCGGUGGUGUGAAGAAUGACGCUCUCCGAUUUGGUCUCCACGGCGUUAAAAGCGACAUCAUCGGAUCUCACCCACUCGAAUCCUCUUACGAAUCUGAAAAGAAAUCGAAAGAGGAGUUGAAGAGGACGGUCAUUGCGCAUGCCUACGGGACUGCACUUCCGUUGAAGAUGGAUAUGGAUAGGCAAAUUCUCUCACGGUUUCAGAGACCUCCUGGACCAAUUCCGUCGUCAAUGCUCGGUUUAGAAGUCUACACAGGAGCUGUGGAUGACUUUGGUUUUGAGGAUUACUUGAAUGAUCCUCGUGAUUCCGAGACAUUCAAGCCGGUAGACUUCCACCACGGGAUGGAAGUUCGUCUUGGCAUCUCAAAGGGACCGGUUUACCCAAGUUUCAUGUAAGGCUCCCUCAUGGGUGGUUUAAUUGGUUGUUAUGUCUUUACCUUUUGAACACUCGAGUGAGAUCGUGUAUGAACUUAUUUCAACCGUAGACUUAUAUUCUCUCUUAAGUUUGAAAUCAGAUGAGAUAACUAUGAAUGAACAAUCAAAUUAUAGUUUUCGAAACUAUAGAUCAAUUAACCUUUCACGUA